This is a messenger RNA of Cololabis saira (Pacific saury), 3828 nucleotides long. It is a transcript of the gene aco2, whose product is annotated as aconitase 2, mitochondrial. The transcript is spliced from 17 exons. Gene Ontology annotation, molecular function: 4 iron, 4 sulfur cluster binding; aconitate hydratase activity. The record is from RefSeq and is a predicted model, not a curated record. NCBI's taxonomy places the organism in Eukaryota, Metazoa, Chordata, Actinopteri, Beloniformes, Belonidae. Gene Ontology annotation, biological process: tricarboxylic acid cycle. Bases 64 to 2412 code for a protein of 782 amino acids. Gene Ontology annotation, cellular component: mitochondrion; cytosol.
GAAAGGGCGCUUUACAAUCGCGUGACGUCACCGCCGACCCUCACAUCUUUGUCAGUGAACAAAAUGGCAACCUACUGUCUGACUGUCGCCCGGCUGCAGCUGGCCCUGGGCCAGGGCGUCCGGCGCCUGCAUGUAUCAGCGGCUUACAGAGCCAAGGCCAAGGUGGCGAUGAGCCGCUUUGAGCCCACUUCCUUUGUCGGUUACGAAAAACUCCGGACCAAUGUGGGCAUUGUGAAAAAAAGGCUCAACAGGCCACUCACACUUUCAGAAAAGAUCGUGUACGGCCACCUCGAUGAUCCCCACAACCAGGAUAUUGAUCGCGGCCGCACCUACCUGCGCCUGCGCCCCGACCGCGUGGCCAUGCAGGACGCCACCGCGCAGAUGGCCAUGCUGCAGUUCAUCAGCAGCGGCCUGCCGAAGGUGGCUGUGCCCUCCACCAUCCACUGUGACCAUCUCAUCGAGGCCCAGACCGGAGGGGCAAAAGAUUUGGCCAGGGCAAAGGAAGUGAACCAAGAGGUCUAUAACUUUUUGGCCACUGCCGGGGCCAAAUAUGGGGUUGGCUUCUGGAAACCUGGCUCUGGAAUCAUCCAUCAGAUCAUCCUGGAGAAUUAUGCCUACCCAGGAGUGAUGCUGAUCGGCACAGACUCUCACACACCAAACGGUGGUGGGCUUGGCUCCAUCUGCAUCGGAGUUGGUGGAGCUGAUGCAGUAGAUGUCAUGGCAGGAAUUCCCUGGGAGCUCAAAUGUCCCAAGGUGAUUGGUGUGAAGCUGACCGGUACGCUCUCUGGCUGGACGUCUCCUAAGGAUAUCAUCUUGAAGGUAGCUGGCAUCCUGACAGUGAAAGGAGGAACUGGAGCCAUUGUGGAGUACCACGGACCAGGAGUGGACUCCAUCUCCUGCACAGGAAUGGCCACUAUUUGCAACAUGGGGGCAGAAAUUGGAGCCACAACCUCUGUAUUCCCCUACAACCACCGCAUGAGGACUUACAUGGAGAAGACUGGCCGUGGAGAUAUCGCUGUACUGGCUGAUGAAUACAAAGAUUUGCUGGUCCCUGAUGAAGGCUGCCAAUAUGACCAGGUCAUUGAGCUCAAUCUGGACGAGCUGAAGCCCCACAUUAACGGACCGUUCACCCCUGACCUGGCUCACCCCGUGGCUGAUGUCGGUGAGGUGGCUAAGAAGCACGGCUGGCCACUGGAGGUCAAAGUUGGUCUGAUAGGCAGCUGCACCAACUCCAGCUACGAGGACAUGGGCCGCGCCGCCUCCUUGGCCAAACAGGCCCUGGACAAAGGCCUGAAGUGCAAAGCUCAGUUCACCGUCACCCCUGGCUCGGAGCAGAUUCGUGCCACCAUAGAAAGAGAUGGUUAUGCCAAGGUCCUCAGCGACGUUGGAGGUGUGGUACUGGCAAAUGCAUGUGGACCCUGCAUUGGACAGUGGGACAGGCGUGAUGUGAAAAAGGGAGAAAAGAACACCAUCGUCACAUCCUUCAACAGGAACUUCACGGCUAGGAAUGAUGCCAACCCGGCAACACAUGCCUUCGUGACCUCUCCUGAGAUCGUCACCGCUCUCGCCAUUGCCGGCAGAUUAGACUUCAACCCCGAGACAGAUUUCCUCACAGCCUCCAAUGGUGAGAAGUUCAAGCUGGUGCCCCCCACUGGGGAUGAACUCCCAUCCAAGGACUUCGACCCAGGUCAGGACACCUACCAGCACCCCCCUCCUGACGGCAGCAGGGUCAGCGUAGAAGUCAGCCCUCAGAGCAACCGGCUGCAGCUCCUGGAGCCCUUUGACAGGUGGAAGGGAAGUGAUCUGGAGAACCUGCAGGUCCUCAUCAAGGUGAAAGGAAAAUGCACCACCGACCACAUCAGCGCUGCUGGACCCUGGCUGAAGUUCCGUGGUCACCUCGAUAACAUCUCCAACAACAUGCUGAUCGGUGCGGUCAACAGUGAGAACGAUGCCAUCAACAAGAUCAAAAACCAUCUUACAGGAGAGUACGGCGGAGUCCCAGACGUGGCUCGUCACUACAAGGCCAACGGACUGUCAUGGGUUGUGGUUGGAGAUGACAACUACGGCGAGGGCUCCAGCAGGGAGCACGCAGCCCUGGAGCCCCGGCACCUGGGUGGAAGAGCCAUCAUUGUGAAGAGCUUUGCCAGAAUUCAUGAAACAAAUUUGAAGAAGCAGGGACUCCUGCCUCUGACGUUCACCAACCCAUCAGAUUAUGACAAGAUCCGCCCAGAUGACAAGAUCUCCAUCAAGGGACUUAAAAACUUUGCUCCAGGAAAGCCUCUAUCUGCAGUUUUGAAGCACAGCGAUGGCAGCGAGGACACCAUGGAGCUCAACCACAGCUUCAACGAGACACAGAUUGAGUGGUUCCAAGCCGGCUCUGCCCUCAACAGGAUGAAGGAAAUGCAGCACUAAGUAUGGAGGAGGAGGAAGAGGAGUUUCAGGGUUAAAACAGGACGGUGAGGGUUUAUGGAGAGUGACGUAACUGAUAAGAUCUGGUUUAGACUGAAGUUGUGAAAACUUCUUGCUAAGUGUCAAGCUAAUGUUGUUGAUGGAGCAAUGGCAUCUGGUCUGUGGUCAGAUUUUAUUUUAUUUUUUUAGUUAAACAUUAUUCAUCAGCACAUAGCAUUUUUCUUGAGCUGCUGCAGUCAUGCAGUGAAUACCGGUUAUAAACUGAGCUGUAUAAACAAAGAGGAGAGACACACGUGCGUAAAUGCUGCCACCCAAGCGGUGAAGGAAAAUGCUGCCGGCUGAUGUGCUGCCGUGGUUCUUUUGCAGAUGUGAACUUCUCGCUGCAGCUCAGACGGCUGCAACCAACCACCUCAUUGCUUUAGGAAUGUGUUUGUCAAAUGCAUGGCAGUCAUCAGCUUCAGACGCUCUCAAUGGUGUUAACUUGCUAUUUGUUGCAUCAGUGGAUAAAUAUAGAUCUAAAAACAAACUCGUGUUCAUUUACUGGCACACUGAAGUUUAGCCUGUCUGCCCCCUGGUGGCCCAGAGGAGAUACUGCAGGGUGUCAAAGCCAUAGCUGACAUCUGUUUGGUAGGAAUUAUUGAAAGGGGCUCUGGCAACUAACCUGAGGAAUUUAGUAAACAUCUGAUUUAUAUGAUCUCUAAUAAAUUAAUGAGAGAUAAAUACAAGUGAGACCAUUAGAUGUCUUUUUUUCGAUCCUUGUCUUGUAUUCAAGUAUAUUUUAAUCUCUACAGAGUGUUGAGGUUAAAAAUAAUUGCAAACAUAUAAUUCAAUAUAUAAACAGGCUUUAAUACAUUGUAUUGUAGGUUGAUCUCUUCUUCCCCACUGUUCUCAUGACCACCAUCCCCUAACUGAUCUCCUAAUUAAUUUCACCAUUUAUACAGGUUCACACACUUGAUGCAAUGUGUUUUUAUUUUCACGUUAUUUAUUUAUACUUUUUUUUUUCUGGUGCAGGUCUAAAUCUUAUUUUAAUUUCUGUGUAAAGCUUUUCAUUUCAUCCACACAGUAAACUUCCAUCCUGCACUUUCAGUGCCCUUUUUUGUAGGGUAUUGGGCCACUUUUUUUUGAAAGUGUGCAUAGUAUGUUUUAUUACAGUGGAGGGAGCCUGAAAAGCUUACAUUUAUCUAAAAAUGACCUCUUGCGUUGUCAAAUUGGAAACAACACUUCACUUCCUGGUCCCUUAUAACUUAAUGAGCCAAUCAGAUGAAGGCUGAAACGAUCUACUUUCUAUAAACCACUUCAUGUUAAGUGUCUGAUUCUGUGUGCAUUUGAUUGUUUUUGUUGGUUUUUUUUCUCCCAGAUGAGUUUUUUCUGUAUGAAAGGAAUAAAAAUGGACUGUAAAAUAAAAAGUCACAGAUUUCA